AUGGAGGGUCUGAAGGUGGUAUGGAGAAGAACAGAUUCAGAGACUUUGGUUAAUCUGUAUCAGGAUGGGGAGAGUCAAGCAGAGAAACAGCAGCAGGAGCUUUAUUCUGCUAUUUAUAACCCCAGAGCGUUUGUUAGUAACCGAGCAGAUAAAUCUGUAUCCGCAUAUGACCGCGAGGACGUCACUCUGAACUGCUCUGUAGACUCUCACAUCGCACCUGAACACAUUGAAGAGGUUUCAUGGAAGAAAAUGGAUGAAGGUGGAGAUAUUCUAGUUCUGCUCCACCUAAACAAUGAGACAUUACAAGGUUCAUCGGAUGAGCAAUACAGAGACAGAGUUGAGCUGUUCACUGCCGAAAUCCCCAAAGGAAACUUGUCUCUCAGACUGAAGAGUGUCAGACCUAAGGAUAAAGGAGUUUACAUGUGUCAUGUGUUCGCUGGAGAACUUUCAGCCAGCGCAACCGCAGAACUGGAGAGAAAAGGUUUCUCUGUUUUACACAUAAUGGUGUUGAUUGUCUGCAUUUCUGCAUCUGGAUCUGCACUCUGCUCUGCUGUCUGA
This is a messenger RNA of Puntigrus tetrazona (Sumatra barb), 558 nucleotides long. RefSeq names its product CD276 antigen homolog. Gene Ontology annotation, biological process: cellular response to lipopolysaccharide; immune response; positive regulation of T cell proliferation. The transcript is spliced from 3 exons. The record is from RefSeq and is a predicted model, not a curated record. Bases 1 to 558 code for a protein of 185 amino acids. Gene Ontology annotation, cellular component: external side of plasma membrane. Lineage: Eukaryota; Metazoa; Chordata; Actinopteri; Cypriniformes; Cyprinidae.